Molecule: messenger RNA, 6323 nt
Organism: Coregonus sp. 'balchen'
Lineage: Eukaryota; Metazoa; Chordata; Actinopteri; Salmoniformes; Salmonidae
Source: the annotation of a GenBank genome assembly
AUGGCAGCGGGACCAGAGCGGCCGGUGGCGGAGGCGCAGCGGCAGGACCGGGACCAACCGCCACGGGAGAACGGCUGCAUGCCGCUGGAGCAGACACAGGCCCCCAGGCUCCUGCCGCACGUCGACGGCUCAGUACUACCGUCUCUCGGGGGAUUUGGCAAACACCAAAAACAGCUCGUUGUUCUGACGUGGAUACCAGCUUUAUUUAUCGGAUUUAGCCAGUUUUCAAAUUAUUUCCUUUUGGCGCAACCAAAAGGCACGUGCGUGGAGCCUCUUGUUAAGGGAAGUAAUUGGACUGUUGGUUCUUUAAAUUUACCGGUGACCGCCACGAACGGUGGCAUUGGCACGCCCGUGCCUUACCUACUCCGAGGCAAUGGCACUCGAGACGGUGUCGGUGACAGCGGCGGCAUGGAGUGCGCGUGCAAGGAGUGGAAGCUCGAGCUGCAGACGGGACUCAGUCAGAACGUGGUUACCAAGGUAACGUGUGCUCCAGAUACCAUACCUUCCCUCUGAUGAUUUCUGCGUCUGAAAAUACAUAAUAAGCCUAAUCAUCAGCAUCACCAACACUGCAUCUUAUGCAACUAUGGGGCGGGCACAAGCUAAUUGUCAAAGAAAUGUAGCCUACCCAGCACCACGGACAGCGCAUGCACUUUGUCCAUUGUUCCAUUCUGUGCCAUAGGCCUACUGUAAGAGAGAUCACAGUUUGCCCUCAGAGCACACAGUAACUCAUCAAACAACUUUAAUUUCUCUGCUGACCCGAAUUGGCAUGAUCAAAAACACACUACACUCAGGAGUAUAACUAUCCAUACAAGCUAAUUUAAUUAAUCCUACCAUGGGCACUCUGUGAUGCUGAUGAGAGCAGGGGAUGUGAUUAUUCUACAAUCCACCAUAGAAGAAGAGUGGGUGUAGCUGUUAAGUCUAUUGUUGCCCCAACACAUUUGUAUUUGUAUUUAUUAUGGAUUCCCAUUAGCUGCUGCCAAGGGGUCCAGCAAAAUUAAGGCAGUUAUACAUUUUAAAACAUUUCAAUACAUUCAUAACAGAUUUCACAACAUAUUAAGUGUGUGCCCUCAGGCCUCUACUCUACUACCACUUAUCUAUAACACAAAAUCCAUGUGUACAUGUGUGUAUAGUGCGUAUGUUAUCGUGUGUUUGUAUGCAUGUGUCUAUGUUUGUGUUACUUCACAGUCCCCGCUGUUCCAUAAGGUGUAUUUUGAUCUGUUUUUUAAAUCUAAUUUUACUGCUGGCAUGAGUUACUUGAUGUGGACUAGAGUUCCAUGUAGUCAUGGCUCUAUGUAGUACUGUGCGCCUCCCAUAGUCUGUUCUUGACUUGGGGACAGUGAAGAGACCUCUGAUGGCAUGUCUUGUGGAGUAUGCAUGGGUGUCCGAGCUCUGUGCCAGUAGUUCAAACAGACAGACAUUGCUUGGUGCAUUCAACAUGUCAAUACCUCUCACAAAUACAAGUAGUGAUGAAGUCAAUCUCUCCCCACUUUGAGCCAGGAGAGAUUGCCAUUCAUAUUAUUAAUGUUAGCUCUCUGUGUACAUCCAAGGUCCAGCCGUGCUGCCCUGUUCUGAGCCAAUUGAAAUUUUCUGAGCCAAUUGAAGUACCUCUUUGUGGCAACUGACCACACGACUGAACAGUAGUCCAUGUGUGACAAAACCAGAGCCUGUAGGACCUGCCUUGUUGAUAGUGCUGUUAAGAAUGCAGAGUAGCGCUUUAUUAUAGACAGACUUCUCCCCAUCCUAGCUACUGUUGUAUCAAUAUGUUUUGACCAUGACAGUUUACAAUCCAGGGUUACUCCAAUUUAGUCUCCUCAACUUGCUCAAUUUCCACAUUAUUAAUUACAAGAUUUAGUUGAGGUUUAGGGUUUAGUAAAUGAUUUGUCCCAAAUACAAUGCUUUUAGUUUUUGAAUUAUUUAGGACAAACGUAUUCCUUGCCACCCAUUCUGAAACUAACUGCAGCUCUUUGUUAAGUGUUGCUGUCAUUUCAGUCGCUGUGGUAUCUGACGUGUAUAGUGUUGAGUCAUCCACAUAGAUAGACACACUGGCUUUACUCAAAGCCAGUGGCAUGUCAUUAGUAAAGAUUUAAUAAAGUAAGGGGCCUAGACAGCUGCCCUGGGGAAUUCGUGAUUCUACCUGGAUUAUGUUGGAGAGGCUUCUAUUAAAGAACACCCUCUGUGAGUGUAUGAAAAAAAAAAAUUAUGCACUAACUGUAAGUCGCUCUGGAUAAAUGACUAAAAAUGUAAAUGUAAAAUGUGUUCUGUUAGACAGGUAACUCUUUAUCCACAAUAUAGCAGGGGGUGUAAAGCCAUAACAUAUACGUUUUUCCAGCAACAGGCUAUGAUCGAUAAUGUCAAAAGCCGCACUGAAGUCUAACAAAACAGCCCCCACAAACUUUUUAUCAUCAAUUUCUCUCAGCCAAUCAUCAGUCAUUUGUGUCAGUGCUGUGCUUGUUGAAUGUCAUUCCCUAUAAGCAUGCUAAAAGUCUGUUGUCAAUUUGUUUAUGGUAAAGUAGCAUUUUAUCUGGUCAAAAACAAUUUUUCCCAAAAGUUUACUUUUUGAGCCAGUUAAGGGGGCUUUACUAUUCUUAGGUAGGGGAAUACAUUUUGCUUCCCUCCAGGCCUGAGGGCACACACUUUCUAGUAUGCUUAAAUUGAAGAUAUGGCAAAUAGUAGUGGCAAUAUCGUCCGCUAUUAUCCUCGGUAAUUCUCCAUCCAAGUUGUCAGACCCCGGUGGCUUGUCAUUGUUGAUCGACAAUAAUACUUUUUUCACCUCUUCCACACUUACUUUACGGAAUUCAAAAUUACAAUGUUUGUCUUUCAUAAUUUGGUCAGAUAUACUUCGAUGUGUAGUGUCAGCGUUUGUUGCUGGCAUGGCAUGCCUAAAUUUGCUAAUCUUGCCAAUGGAAAAAUCAUUAAAGUAGUUGGCAAUAUCAGUGGGUUUUGUGAUGAAUGAUUAAUCUGAUUCAAUGAAUGAUGGAGCGGAGUUUGCCUUUUUGCCCAAAAUUUCAUUUAAUGUGCUCCAAAGCUUUUUACUAUCAUUCUUUAUGUAAUUUAUCUUUGUUUCAUAGUGUAGUUUCUUCUUCUUUUUAUUGAGUUUAGUCACAUGAUUUCUCAAUUUGGGUACAUUUGCCAAUCGGUUGUACAGCCAGACCUAUUUGCCAUCUCUUUUGCCUCAUCCCUCUCAACCAUACCAUUUUUCAGUUCCUCAUCAAUCCACGGGGAUUUAUCAAUUUUUACAGUCAUUUUCUUAAUGGGUGCAUGCUUAUUAGUAACUGGGAUAAGCAAUUUCAUAAAUGUGUCAAGUGCAGCGUCUGGUUGCUCGUCAUUACACACCACCGACCAACAAAUAUUAUUCACAUCAACAACAUAGGAAUCACUACAAAACGUAUUGUAUGACCUCUUAUACACAAUGUUAGGCCCAGCCUUUGGAACUUUGGUUUUCCUAGAAAUGGCUACUAUAUUGUGAUCAAUAUAGAAGAGAAAGAAAAAACAUUGGCAUGUCCAAUAAAGUGCUCUCUGAUUGAAUCAAGUUUGGGUGAACGACAAUGUGCCACUGUUCAGUAUUAUUAGUCCGUGAACCUGCAUCUGAGCAGGUUUGACAAACAAUCAAUUCAGUCUUAAACUUCUAUGAGGUAAGGUUUCAGUGUGUGUGUUGUUAGUAUGUGUGAUCCUUUUUGAGUGUUUUACUGUGUGUGUGUGUGUACAGUGCCAGACAUCUGCUUUCUCUGAUAAUGCUGGGUUUAAAUAGCUAUUAGAUAAACCUAUUACAGACUGUUUCUCUCUUUAUCGCACACUGCCCAGGCCACUGCAGACUUAUCAAUCAUACCCAAUAAUCAUCUCUCUCUCUCUCUCUCUCUCUCUCCUCUCUCCUCCCUCGGCCCCUCCAUCUCUCUCUCUUCCUCUCGUCUCUCUCCUCCUCUCUCUCUCUCCUCUCUCUUCUCUCUCUCUCUCCAUCCCUCUAUCCCAUACUAUCCCGUCCCUCAUAUACCUCUCUCCCUCCUCUUCCCUCACGCCCUCUGCUCUGGAACAAAGCUGGGGGCUCAGCAGUGUGUGAGUCACUGUUAAACAGCCAUACUCUUUCACUCACAGCUGCUGGACAUCACACACACACACGAAUGCACACGUUGAACGUAAGCACACACAGACACAGUCACAGACACACACACCACACACACACACACUGUUUUAAAUUAGCUACGCCAUUGUGUGAAUUGACCUGAAACAUAUACUUUUUUUAUUAUCUGAUACUCAUGAACACAGACAGGCUCUGUGUGACUUUAAGCAUGACCAGGUCAGAGACAUGGUUAUACAGACUCACUCUCAAUCUCUCUCUCUCUCUCUGCUCUCUCAUUUUAUAUUUCACUCUCACACACAUGCACGGAUACACACACAAUCAGUAUCUCUGGCUCCCUUGUGGUGCAUGUUUGAAUGGUACACAUGAGAUUACAAUAUGUUUGCACACUCAAACUCCAUAUCGACCUUCAUGAAUAAUCAACACAUUCACAGAGCAAAGCAGCGAGAGAGAGAGGGAGAGAAAGGAAGAGAGAGAGGGAUGGAGAGUGAGAGAGGGAGGGAGAAAGAGCAAGGGACAGAUAGAGAUAAAGAAAGAGAGAGCGUGAGAGAGAAAGGGAGAUUUAGAGAGAGAGACAGUCAGAGGAAGAAAGAGAGAGGCAGACAGACAGUGUUGAUAAUUCACAACACUCUGUGCUGUCAGUGCAUUCCAUCUGCACACAGGUUCUCAGGGUAAACACUUGUGCAUAGGGAUCUUUUAGUUUUGUCUCUAUUCUCUGACAAAUGACUCAUUACUCUUUCUGUUGUGGUGUUUGCUGUGUGAUAUCAUGCUGUUGAUAGAUAUAUGGUGUAUGGUUGUCCCUCUCUCUCUUUCACCACCCAAAAAAAAAAAAAACUUAGCAUGAAAUUAUCGAUAUUGGUUGCAUUAGGAACUAGUUGGAAUUAUAUAGAGGGGUGCGGGGGAAAGGUAAUACAAAAGACUGAUAACCAAUAAGGAUGUUUGAGGUAUUAUUUCCUAUUGUUAACAAUACAUUUAAUUUCCUGACAUGUGCAGUGUGUCCCCCUUUUCCCCUUUCUUUUUGUGAAUGAGAUUUGAGAUUUUUUUUCGUAUUGUUAAUAAUACAAGUAUUUCCCCCUGUCUCUCUCUCUCUGCAGUGGAACUUGGUGUGUGAUUCGGCCUGGAAGGUUCACAUUGCUAAGUUCUCUUUCCUAGUGGGAUCUAUCUUUGGCUACCUGGUGAUGGGCGUCAUGGCCGACUGGUACGCUACCCUGCACAGUCCUCUUCCUCCAUUUCACAUCUGUGGCUGCAUCCCAAUUCUCCACACUUCUCCCAGUGUAUGCACUUGCACACUCCCUGUCAUGGAUUCAAAAACAUCAGAUUGGUGUAAGCAUUGGUUGGAGGGAGUUUUCAAAAUGUUUACUAUAGAUCCAUGACAGAGAGUUUGCAAGUGUACACUUCUGGAAAAGGAUGGAGAAUCUGAACCCAGACAGUGUGUGUUUCCCACUCUGUGUCUGUAUCCCCUUCCCCCAGACAUCCCAGAAUAGAGCAACAUCUUGUAUUAAAACACCCACUGCGCUCCCUGUUGAGGUUGUCUGUGGGAUGAGUUGUAGCUAUAGCAACAGAGGCUGUAGAAUACCGGUUCACAACUCUCUGACCCAAUGACCUGCUGACCUCUGAACCAGGUUGUCGGAGAAAACAGGCUGGAGGGGAUCGGAAUGUUCUCUACCAGAAAAAGGAAAAGGUCUGCAUCUAAAUUUACCAUUUCUCUCAAGUUAUCUCAAUACACUCUGGGGAGAGGGAGGGGGAGGAAGAGAGAGAGAGAGAGAGAGAGAGAGGAGCAGGUGAUAAGUCAAUGUCAAUGUCCUUGUUCUCUCUAGAUAUGUAGAAUCUCUUCUGUAGCAGAAGAGUAGAGAGAGCAGCGACGAGGUAGGGGAAAAUGAUGAGAGAGAGAGUAGAGAGAGGAGAGCGGCUGUACUCUCGAGAGGAGAUAAGAGAGUUUAUAGGAUCUCUAUCGGAGAGCCGAGCCGAUCUUAGACAUACGAGCUUCUUUCUCGCUCUCGAUAGCCUAUCUCUUUAGUCUGCUCUCUCUCUCUCUCUCUCUCUCUAUCUCUCUCUCUCCUCUCUCUCUUCUCUCUCUCUCUCUCUCUCUCUCUACAGGUUCGGUCGUCACCCGGUUCUGAUCGUCUCGGUCCUGUUCAUGUUGGUGUUUGGUUUGAGCGUAGCAUUCUCCUUCAACGUGACCAUGUUCAGCACACUGCGUUUCUUUGAGGGUUUCUGUCUAGCUGGCCUCACUCUCUCCCUCUACGUACUG